Homarus americanus (American lobster) is the source of this 1325-nucleotide messenger RNA. RefSeq names its product U-scoloptoxin(11)-Sm5a-like. NCBI's taxonomy places the organism in Eukaryota, Metazoa, Arthropoda, Malacostraca, Decapoda, Nephropidae. The coding region runs from base 247 to 1038 and encodes 263 amino acids. The record is from RefSeq and is a predicted model, not a curated record. The transcript is spliced from 5 exons.
UCAGGCAGUGUGUAGACGUGAGCUACACAGCCGGGCUUGUGGAGCUGCGGCGGCGGCACCAGGGCUUGGUGUGUACACCAUUACUAGUACCUCGCUCAACCUACCCAGUGAAACCUUUCUAUUGCUUUAACGAAUUUUAUAUAAAUGUAUGUGUUGUGAGUCGACGGUGACAAUAGUUCUUCAGAAUAACAUAGCAGCGUGUCCCCUGUUCACUCCCUCCCUUAAAAGAGGAGUGUCAAAGGUACCAUGGUGGUGGCUGAAAGGGCAAGGGUGGCAGCAGCGGGGGUACUAGUGACACUGACGGUGGUGUUAGUAACACUGGCAGCAGUCAAUGCAACACCAGCCUCCACCAGUAGUGACCACAGUUCCAGUAAUCUGCUCAAGCACCUCACAUUCCUCUACAAAGACACCUAUGUCCUCUACGGCAAUGGGCGACGUAGUGAGCGUGACCUACCAAUAUGUUCAUCACGUGGUGAAGCAUGUAAUUUGGCACAUCGAAGAUUCUGGCUAACACCUAUUACUGAACGACUAUGCCGGUGUGCUGACCGUUCUGAGUGUCCACUACAUUUUGGUGGCCUGAAUGACACACUAUCCCAGCAUGUGUCAAACAGGGCACAACUCAAGUUCUGUGGAAAUGUGAUGACAUUUCUAGAAGAGUGUAAACAAGGAGAGGUAGCAUUAAAGCUACACCGCGUUGAGAGGCAAAAUCAACCCUUCCCCAGCAGUAGUGUGAGGGAGGGUUUUGACACACACACAACAGUCAUGUGCCGAUGCCCAUGGCCAAAUUUGUGGACACUGGUGGACACGAGGACACCCUCACCCACUGAGAAACUCUACUUCUACACUUGUAAUGAGUUAACCAAGUGCAAGAGGUGGGAAGAAUGCGGCCACAUCCGUAAUGAUACUCUGGAGAGUUAUUACAUGUGUUCAUGCCCAGAACACCAUAUGUGUGUGUUCAAGGGAUCCCAGCCCACUCACAUUACAACACAGCUACACUUCCAUGGUCAUGCAUAUACUGGAAUAUGCACACCAAAUUGAUUACCACAUCUUUGUUAUUAAAGUCAUUCCCUUUGAGCAAAAUGAAUGAGACAUUUCAAUUUUGUCAUUCAUAUCAGCACUGAUUUUAUUUCUUUUUUUGUAAACCAACUUACAAAGAUAUAUUUUAGGUUUAUCAGCUCCCUGGGUAACCCUACUAUAUAGUUAAUAAAUGAAUUUUACAUACAAUCCAUCCCCAAGAGACUGCUCUCGAAGCGGUAAUCAAUGCAUAUUUUCUUUUGUUUAUAAUGCAAUGUUGCCAAUUUUUUUAAUAAAAUAUGUUCAUAAGA